UACUGCAGAAGUGUCGAGCCGGAGCAACACACGUGUGAAAUUUGAAGAACUUUUUACCAUGUCUGGCUCAUUUUCUCAACAGUUGGAAGAUUUACUUAAUCCGCAGCCAAAAUUUAUUGAUCCCGAAGAUGAUGGCGACGAGGAUACGAAAGCCAGAGUGAUAGAAAAUUUUAACGAAGAUGAAAAGGACAAUGGAGACAGGAGACCGAGUACCCUGAGGAAACACGCCGCCUCUCUGCUCUCAGACACGGACAAGAGGUAUGUGGGCAAAGCGGUGUCCAGAAAACAACUGAUGCGGGACAUGGGAUAUUCCGAGAAUAAUGAUGAUGAUGAUGGUGGUGAUGGUGAUGAAGAAGUUGAUGAAGCUGUUGAAGAUGAUGACGAGCAAGAGGGUGAAGAAGGAGAAGAUGAUGAUGGAGAGGAGGAAGAAGAGGCAGAAGAAGAGUUUCAAGAAAAAGAUGAAGAUAACAAUUUAAAUGAUGAUGGUGACAAUCUAAAUGACUCUGAAGUGACUUUUCCAAAAGGAGUGGACUUCCACAAACUGACAGAGGGCAUGGAUGACUUAGGAGUGAGUGAGGGGGAGGAGGAAGAGGAGGAUGAACAGGAAAGUGAAGAAGAUGAUGAUGAAGAAAGCUCUGAGGAGCUAGAUGACCAUGACAACUCCACUGUGCAGACAUUUUCUCAAGACAAAGUCAAUGAGGAAGUAGAGAAAGGCAAAGCCGUAAAGAACCAACUAGCUCUGUGGGACCAGCUUCUUGAAGGACGAAUCAAAUUCCAGAAAGCUCUUGUUUCAGUCAAUCAGCUUCCUCAACCUUUGACCUUGCCAGAAUUCAAGAAAUAUGCAGAAUUUGCCAGUGCACUGAAAAAUUCGCACAAAGCAUUAAAAGCUCUACAAAGAUCAUUACUGGAGUUACACGAUGAACUUCUUGUACAAAAUGCGGAUACAAGAGCGAUCAGCUUGGGAGAGCAAAGCGAUGAAGAGAUUCUAAGCGAUGACGAUUGCGAUGUAGAACAAAGAAAUAAAAAGCCACAAAAACGUAAACUAGAAAUGGCCAAAUAUCCAGGUUUUAUGGCCAAACGUUUUGCGGCAUUCACGCCUUACCAGAACGCAACUCUCCAAAAGUGGCAUGACAAAACCAGGCUAACCAUGGGGAAAACCAGCAAAUCUUUUGGCGCAUUUGAAAGAAACAUACUUACCCAAAUUGAGCAAGUCCUUAUGGAUAAAGAGAGACUGAUAAAGCGUGUGCAAAUUCGUCGAUCAGAAUAUAAGGUUAUGGGAAAGAAAGAAUGCGCGUUCACAUUGGAAAAUGCAAUGGUAAAAGAGGAGUCGGAGAAACAGCUAAAAACAAAUUCGCAUCUCAAAGACGUAGAUGAGGACAUUUUUGAUGAUGAUGAUUUUUACCAUCAGUUAUUGAGAGAGCUUAUUGAACGCAAGACGAGCGAGCCAGACCCCAAUGACCAAGUGGCAAUGGGCAGGCAGUGGUUGGCAAUACAGAAACUGAGGAGUAAGAUAAAAAAGAAAGUGGAUACCAAAGCAAGUAAAGGGCGGAAGGUCAGAUACCACGUUCACAAUAAACUGGUCAACUUCAUGGCUCCUGUGGAUCACAGUACGAUGACGGAUGAAGCAAAGAGUGAACUGUACAGAGGGCUUUUUGGACAGAAUUCAACCAGCAGGGAGUGACCUCAGAUGAAUUUGUAACUUCUAACUUUGUUCAAUUAAUAAUUAAAAAUGGACAUAACUAAUGGUACCCCACUUUAGUAGCUGGAUCUCUCCUGCAGUAUGGAGAUUUAAAUAAACAUUGUAAUUGUUUCUCAGGAAAAAUUUAAGCUUUGCUUAAAUUUUUUUGUAAUAAAAAGCUUUCCUUACAGUAUGGGAAAGUACUUAUAGACAUAUUUUGAAUUAAAAGUUUUUAGUUACACAGGUUGACGGGGUAAAGGGUACCGUUUGCCCAGGGUCCAGUGCAAAGUCUGUAAUGGCCACAAUAUGUUGUGCGGGUCCACAAAGAAUUUGUGUCCAGGGCCCAGAAUUUGGUGCUACACCCCUGCAUAUUGUCAUCCUUAUAAUCAUACCAACUCUUUUGAUAAUAUACCAUUAAAAUAGGCUUGUUAUUGUGAUAUUUUGAUGCAGUUAGAAAGGACAGAAGAGAAGAUUGUUUAAUCAUAUUAUUUUCCACAAAGAAAAGCAGAAUAGCAUCAAGUAUGAUCAUAUUGUUUAUAAAUGCAUUCAUUU
Periophthalmus magnuspinnatus is the source of this 2230-nucleotide messenger RNA. It is a transcript of the gene aatf, whose product is annotated as apoptosis antagonizing transcription factor. The transcript is spliced from 3 exons. Gene Ontology annotation, cellular component: nucleus; nucleolus. The record is from RefSeq and is a predicted model, not a curated record. The coding region runs from base 59 to 1681 and encodes 540 amino acids. NCBI's taxonomy places the organism in Eukaryota, Metazoa, Chordata, Actinopteri, Gobiiformes, Gobiidae. Gene Ontology annotation, biological process: regulation of transcription by RNA polymerase II.